This is a messenger RNA of Pelobates cultripes (western spadefoot toad), 8113 nucleotides long. The record is from the annotation of a GenBank genome assembly. NCBI's taxonomy places the organism in Eukaryota, Metazoa, Chordata, Amphibia, Anura, Pelobatidae.
AUGAAUUCAACUGAUCACGAAUUGGAUCUGAAACAAACCUCCCUCAAGGGAGAGCAGAAAAGAGCUUAUAAUCUCUUUGAUGUUGGAAUGCAAAUACGGGUGCUGUAUAUCAAAGUGAUGCAAAGAGUUCAUGAUACCAAGGAUGUAAAUACAAAACAGAUGUAAGUAAUCUGACUUUUUUUAAUGCUGGAUUUUAAUUUUGGCCUCAGGUGCUCAGAGAAGACACGCUAGCUGCUCAUUUGUGGACUGGUGUUCUUCAUGGUAGGAAUGUGUUCAUAAAGAGCUUUCCACCCCCACUGAAGGAGCUCUACAGACAUGAGUGGAGGAUCCUUAGCCUUUUGGCCCCUCUUCAGCAUAAGAAUAUUAUAUGCCUCCUUGCAGCAGGAAGUGGUACUGGAGGGAGUCUGGAGGAUCACCAGUUCUUGGUUCUGCAGCACUAUCCAGAGGUUAGUAAUGGGGGUUCUGCAGCACUAUCCCGAGGUUAGUAAUGGUGGUUCUGCAGCAUUAUCCCGAGGCCAGUAAUGGGAGUUCUGCAGCACUAUCCCGAGGUCAGUAAUGGGAGUUCUGCAGCACUAUCCCAAGGUCAGUAAUGGGAGUUCUGCAGCACUAUCCCGAGGUCAGUAAUGGGAGUUUUGCAGCACUAUCCCGAGGUUAGUAAUGGGGGUUUUGCAGCAUUAUCCCAAGGUUAGUAAUGGUGGUUCUGCAGCAUUAUCCCGAGGUUAGUAAUGGUGGUUCUGCAGCAUUAUCCCAAGGUCAGUAAUGGGAGUUCUGCAGCACUAUCCCGAGGUCAGUAAUGGGAGUUCUGCAGCACUAUCCCGAGGUUAGUAAUGGGUGUUUUGCAGCAUUAUCCCAAGGUUAGUAAUGGUGGUUCUGCAGCAUUAUCCCGAGGUUAGUAAUGGUGGUUCUGCAGCAUUAUCCCAAGGUCAGUAAUGGGAGUUCUGCAGCACUAUCCCGAGGUUAGUAAUGGGGGUUCUGCAGCACUAUCCCGAGGUCACUAAUGGGCGUUCUGCAGCACUAUCCCGAGGUUAGUAAUGGGGGUUUUGCAGCAUUAUCCCGAGUUUAGUAAUGGUGGUUCUGCAGCACUAUCCCGAGGUCAGUAAUGGGAGUUCUGCAGCACUAUCCCGAGGUCAGUAAUGGGAGUUCUGCAGCACUAUCCCGAGGUUAGUAAUGGGGGUUUUGCAGCAUUAUCCCAAGGUCAGUAAUGUCGGUUUUGCAGGACUAGCCUGUACUCUAAUUGUGUGACAUACAGUAAGCUUCAGAAAUUAUAUGUUAAGGUUAAAAGAUACAAUUAAAGUUGUAGAACAUCUUCAGAUAUGCAGUUAUUUACUUUCUUAGUCCAUUGCAUUUACCACUAUAAUGCUUUUUUUUGUGGCCUUUACAUUGUAUUCCAUUUAUAUAAAUAUUUUGUGAUACAGGGGUCUCUGAGAAAUUAUUUGACUAAUCACGCCUCUGAUUGGACUACUGCUUGCCGAAUGGCCAUAUCCUUGACCCGAGGACUGGCAUUCCUUCAUACAUACAUAAGUGAAGGUAAGGAAGAUUGAUGCAGGAAAUGUAUAAGCAUGUCACUACAGGGUUAAUUACUAAAAGGAAUUGUCUGGACAAGUGAUUUCAAAAUGAGUUGCAACUUUUAAGCUAAAGUGGCCCAAACAGAAAACGUGGUCAUGGAAAGUUCUUCCAGUUCGGUUAAUAAAUUCAGGAUUUUGAAACUGCCUUUGAAUUCCUGAUAGUUUACACUUUAGUGAAUAAUUCUGCCUGUAUGUGAAUUAAAACUGAAUGGUCACUCAGUUGGACUACAGAUGUUGGUGGAGAGAACUUGAUGAUGAUACUUGGUCAUAUAUUUUGGAAAACACAGAUAUGCGUCAUUCUCCAAGAACAGAGCUUUAACCCUCUUUUUCACUGGUAUGUCACCCUGUGUCCUAUUAUUGUGUGGGUUGCAACCCUUUAGACUUAUUCUGUAGAAAGUGCAGACAACAGGGGAUUACAUCCCCUUUUGGUCCAAAGCCACACCAACUGUACGAACACAUUUUGAAUAAACCCAUUCCAUGGCAUCAUUGGUCUUUUUACUCUGUAAAUCAUGUGAUAAUUUAUGGACACAUGAAAAUGUACUUUUGUUUAAAACUGGUCUAGCCAUCAGGCAGGCUAUUGCUGAAUCCUGGUUGCAUAUGUCACCCCACCCUCUGUGCCAAAGGUUUCUUCUAAAAUCUAACACAAUAUGCUCAUGAAUAAGUUGACCACAGUUAUACACCAUACCUUUUGCUUCAUUUUGUAAAGUUUGUACCCCAUGGUUGGACUAUGCAUCUGUACCAUUAGGUUGUCCCUUUUUCCCUGACCCAUACCUCCUUUUCUUCUUAUAAUCGCCUCUUUACUUUUUUUUUAGCCCAACUUUCUAGGAGGUUUGGAUACCAGCUUAUUUGCAUCUCUAUUGCUCUCUGGUUCAAAUUUAUAUUUUCACUAUGCUCAUGCAGAUAUAUAUCAUUAGUUGUCUUGCUCAAGUACACUUACUAGUGUGAUGGUCUGACCAGAAUUCAAACCAGUGUUUCCCAGUAACCUUACCGGUGACAUAAUCAUCCUCAUCAUCAUAAGAUGUCCUUUGUAUUCUCCAUAGAUACUUACAAACCAGUAAUAGCUCACCGGGAUCUGAACAGCGAUAACGUAUUGGUGACGGAGGAUUCUUCUUGUAUAAUCUCUGAUUUUGGCCUUUCUGUAGUUUUGGAGGGAUGUCGGACGAAGAAUAAGAAUACACAAGACCCAACCAUGAUAUUCAUGGUAAAACUUGACACACAUUCAUGUAAUGAGAGUUUUAUUGGGAUGUUCUGUAGUCCUAUAUAAUGGGGUGAUUGCAACUAACACCCAUAUCUCUUAGGCAGGAACCCUGCGCUAUAUGUCACCAGAAAUGCUGGAUGGCUUCUUGAACCUCAAGUCCAUGGAAAGAGCACUAACACAAGCCGAUAUGUAUUCUCUAGGACUUUUGCUUUGGGAAAUAUUCAUAAGAUGUAAUGACUUAUAUGAAGGUGAGAGGCACUGAGUGUGUAAUUGAAGUCUAACUCUGUUUAUGGCUGUAGUUAUGAUUCUCUGCAAUACAUAAGUUGUGUUUAGUGUAUAGAGAGAGAAUGCUUGUUGUUAGGGAUGCACCGAAAUGAAAAUUCUGGGCCGAAACCAAAAAUUCUGGAUGUCCUUGGCCGAAAACCGAAACCAAAAAUGACUUUUUUCCCCCCAAAUUAUUUUUAAAAAUGUUUUCCCUAUAACUUUAUUAAUAUUAGACUUUUUAAUGAAUUUAAAUAAUCUAAUAUGAAAAACUUCCCUUCUCCCUUCUCUUUUAGUGGUCCCCCCUGCUUAAUGUUCCUCUCCCCUCCCUCUUUUUUAGUGUUUUUUUCCUCCCCUCCCCAGUCCCAUAGUGUCCCCCCUCCCCUUUCCCAUAGUGUUCUUUUCUCCCCCUCCCCUGUCCCAUAGUGUUCUUUUCUCCCCUCCCCUGUCCCAGUUUUCUCUCCCCAUCCGUGUCCCUUAGGUUCUCCCCGUCCAGUGUUAUUUCCCCCCAUCCCUUGUCCCAUAGCGUGCUCCCCUCUUCCCCUGUCCCAUAGUUUUUCCCCCUCCCCUCCCAUAGUGUUCUUUUCUCCCCCCCCUGUCCCAGUGUUCUCUCCCCUGUCCCAGUGUUCUCCAUCCCCUGUCCCUUAGUUCUCCCCUCCCUGUCCCAGUGUUAUUUCUCCCCAUCCCAUGUCCCAUGCUUCUCCCCCACUUCCCCGUCCCAUAGUUCUUUCCCCCAUCCCCUGUCCCAUAGUGUUCUUCCCCCCCGGUCCCAAGUGCAGUACUCUUGACUUUUCAUGUUAUCAUUACUAUAUUUCAUUGUGAUAUAUACUGAUCUGAAUUGCUAAUGAAAGCAUGUCUGUUAAACUAUGCACUACAAAAUAAAAAAUAUAUAUUUUUUUUUUUACAAAAUGUAAAAACUUUUGCCGAAUUUGACCCGUUUUCAGCUGAAACCGGAUAGGCCCUUUUUCGGUCGCAAAUUUCGGCAGCCAAAAUUUUGGUGCAUCCCUACUUGUUGUUUAUGUGUGUUUUGGGGCAGGCUGUUUGUGAUGUUGUGUUGUGAGAGUGUAUGUGGAACCUGCUUGUUGUGUUGUAGAUGUGGAGGCUGAUUGUGGCAUUGAGAGAUCAGGUAAUAUACCCUUGCAGUUCAUAUGGUUAUUUAAUUUAUUUCACUUCUACAGUAUAUUAAUUCUAUGUAAUGCUGGACAGCACUUUCCUUGUACUGCUUGAAAAGGGUAAAGAUGAUAUAUAUUAACUAAAAUAAGGUGGAUACAACAGAACUGCGUACAUACUGCUAGGCACAUUUUUCUCACCCAAAAAACCCUCUAAAUCAUGGGUCGUCAACCUGGUCCCUAUCGCCCACUAGUGGGCGUUUCAGGAUUCCAGAUGGGCGGUAGGGAUUUUGGCGGCUAAAUCCACUUUUUGAGAGGAUUUUUCCUUUUGGGAGGGCGCGAGCGGCUCUGCGGGCGCAGGUUUUCGGUGACCGGCAGGAGGGAAGUGCUCUCUCCUGCCAGGCCACCUUCUGGACCCCCCGGCGUGGCAGAGUUCUAAUCUGAGGCGGCGAGGGAGCUCUAACCUCUCUGCUCUGCUCCCUCACGCAAUGUUUGCUGAUGCCGCGGGAGCCAGAAUAUGACAUCAUAUUCCGGCUCCCGGCAUCAGUAGACAGCCCGCGAGGGAGCAGAGCAGAGAGGUUAGAGCUCCCUCGCCGCGUCUGAUUAGCACACAGCCGCCCGCCAAAGUGAAGCCCCACUGGACCCCAGGGACAGAUCGAUACCAGCUCUCCAGGUAGGGAGGCUGGGUGGACAUUUAAUAUUAAUCAUUUGUGUGUAUGUGUGGGUGUCUGUAACUAUAUGAGUGUCUGUCUGUUAGUGUAUGUGUGAGUGUCUGUAAGUGCAUGUGUGAGUGUGUGUAUGUGUUUCUCUGUGAGUGUAUAUGUAAGUGUAUGUGUGAGUGUUUGUCUGGGAGUGUGUGUGUCUGUAAGUGUAUCUGUGUGUGUUUGUCUGGGAGUGUGUGUCUGUAAGUGUAUGUGUGAGUGUGUGUGUGUUUGUCUGUGAGCAGAGUACUUGUAGAAUAGAAGAAAUAAGGAGCAGAGUAUUUGUAAAAAGGAGAAAGAAAGAAAAGGAGAGAAUUGUUGUUGGCUAAUAAUGGUAAGUGGGCUACCUAGCUCAGCCUUCCUACUGGGCAUUCCUAUAAGGAAGGUUAAAAAAUAGAAAAAAGGAAGAAAAAAAAAGGUGGGGAGGGGAAUUGAGGAGGAAGAGGAGGGGAGCUGAUGCACAGAUGAGAAAUCAAUUUAUGAGCAAACAGAGAAGUCUUCUGAAUAUCACCGAAAGAGGAGACCUUUGUUUGUUCCUUACGAAAAUCGAACCAGAUAUCAAAUAUUUAGUCUCGCAGCAUCAGCCUCAAGGAUCUCAUUAAUCACUAGUAAAGGUAAUUUCAAUUUACUUUAUUGCUUUCUCAUUAAACUUUAUAAAGUUAAAAACAUUAUAAACAUGCAUUAAGUAGAAAUAAAAAGAUAAAUGUACGUACAUUUAUUUUUUUUAAAACACCCUCCUGGGCGGUAAGGAAAUGUUUCCAUCAAGAAAGAUGCAUUAGUGGGCGGUAGAUAGAAAAAGGUUGACUACCACUGCUCUAAAUUAACAAAUUAAAUAUUUAUUGCCAACUUCUACCCUUAGAUCGACAGGCCCCUGAUUACCAACUCGUGUUCUUAAAAGAGCUGGGUCCAAACCCAACACUCGAUGAGUUACGAUUAUUAGUGGUGGAGAACAAAGGUCGUCCACAACAUUCUAAACCCUGGAGAAAAAAUACGCAGGUAAAUUAUAUGUGGAAAUUUUACUACUGAGGUACAAUGACAAAUAGAACUAGGACCAUCCAUACCAUUUGAACCCUAGACAACAUAUAUUUUGAGGUCUCACCAAGAAUCUGUUAGGAAAACAAAGAAUCUGCCGAAGGCCUGGCAGGUGAGGAAAUCUUUAGAUCUCUCUUCUUUUACUUUCCAAACAUUAUUUAAAAAAAGAAAAAAUAUGUAAAAUACUUUGUCACAAAGACAAAAGGGCUGCUAAAUAAAUAAAUAAAUAAAUAAAGUGGGCAAGGGAAGCACAUAUAAAAAAACUAGGCUACAGAAAAUAGCAGGUAAGAGACACACAGACAAUAAAAAGGUUACAGAAAAAACAAGAGGCAAGGUUAAGCACACAUGCAAAAGGAGGUCCACAGGAGAAAUACAACGGCAAGGGAGAUGCACAAAAAAGCCAAAAGAUGCACUGGAUUUAAAGAACAACUGCCUGUUUUCACUAGUUUUUUAAGGUUUUUACAAUAACUGAAACCUAAUAAUUUUUUUAAAACAAUUUUUAGCUUUGUUGAGAAAAUUUUACUUUUUUUAAAAUCUGACUGAGCAGCCAUGUUGGAUCAGAUUCUACAGAUAUCUGGCCAAAUGCUGUUCAAGCUAACUUGCCUGCUAUUGCAGGUUCACACAGAGCAAUUACAGCUUAGGUUGAGUAGCAUAUGGUCAGAUAACAGUAGACUCAACAGAUUUAAAAAAAAAGUAAUUAUUUUUUUCUAAAUAAAAAUCAAUACACAUCAUUUUCCUGUGUACACUCCUCUCUCUCUACAAUUUAAAAUGAACCUUCUUCCCUAAACAUACAUAAAAUUGCUUCCUCCUAGGCCAACAUAUCUGCUUAACAAGAUAGUAAAUUAAUUACAACUAAUCACUGGAGUGCCACAGAGGAUUGAAUAUGUACUUUGGGGAAAUUAGGGUCCAUCAAACAAGAAAUACGAAUGUAAAUAUUUAAUGGCCAUAUACAUUUUUUUUUUAUCAUUUAAAUAUAAACUUUUCUCUACUUGAAAACAUAACAUAUACAUGACCGGUGUAUAGUCGCCAUAUGGGCAGUCGGAUUCCAGGACAACCCCCCACAUACCUAACCCAAUAACGCACUGACACGGAGGUAUAUGGGAAAAUUUGGCCACAGCUUUUUAAACAAUCCUGAAUAAUAACAAUGUAUUAAUUAUAAUAAUAAUAAUAACCAUAAUAAUCAUUUAACAAAUAAACAUGGGUCAUUGCCCCCCAUACACCGCCCUCCAAUCCGAAUCCUUCUGUUGAUAUAAAAGGCAAUGACCCCCAUAUAAAUAACACAUAUAUAUAUAUAUAUAUAUAUAUAUAUAUAACAUAUAUACCAACAUAUUCCAACAUACCAACUUAAAGUGCCAAACAUAAAUUAACCAUGGCAGGGGUAUACCCGGAUACCCCUACUCCACCAGGUUCUGAGCCACCGACAGGACUCGAAACCUACCAACCACCAAUGACCACAGUUUUUCGUCUCCAUGACGGUCAUCCUAGGGAGCCUAUUUCGUCUCCUUCAACUCCCUAUCCCGCUGCUGUGAAAAAACGGGAUAACCCUAAUCAGCCACCAAAAUCUCAGGGAGGGUGGACAGGACAAACUCGGCCAGGUAGGAAAUUAAAAGUGAAUCAUUUAAAAUGGAUGCCUAUUUAAAUAGCCAAGCCUACUUACCCAUAAUUCCUAAGUAGGCCUAACCCCUGUCAAUGCCUUUUUCCGCUUAGCUGCGCUUUGGCUACAUGGAGCUACAGUAUAACAAGUGCACAAAUACAGUAUGGUUUAAACGUGUGCCACCCAGUGGCUUUACUUCUCAUUGCAUUAACUGCAAAUCAGUUCUGUAAAGUGAUGGUCAGGAUGGUGUGAAAAUAAAAUAGUUUGAUUAAUUCACACACAGGAGUUUAUUAUCAAAACUGAGAACUGUAUUGAUUUCAAACCGUUUUUUUUAAAAACUAAUAUGCUCAUUUUUUUUUUUAUUAUUUAUAUAAAAACAAUGAUAAUAAAUUACAUGUAUCUUUGUUAUAGGGCUGGUUCUGGAUAGAUGAAUGUUAAUCAGGAUUAUAAUGUAUUAUUAUCGUGAAUUAUGUGUUGUGCUAUGACCUUUACUAGGUGUUAUAUACAUGAAUAAUAACACUGUAUCUCUUGUCCAGCUCAGCAUGGCUCUGUGGGAGACUUUGGAGGACUGCUGGGAUCCGGACUCUGAGGCCCGCCUGACCGCACAGUGUGCAGAAUGGAGACUGUAUAACCUCAGCUCAGCUCACCCUUAA